This is a messenger RNA of Fusarium venenatum, 894 nucleotides long. RefSeq lists its product as uncharacterized. The record is from RefSeq and is a predicted model, not a curated record. Gene Ontology annotation, biological process: regulation of transcription by RNA polymerase II. Lineage: Eukaryota; Fungi; Ascomycota; Sordariomycetes; Hypocreales; Nectriaceae. Gene Ontology annotation, molecular function: DNA-binding transcription factor activity, RNA polymerase II-specific; RNA polymerase II cis-regulatory region sequence-specific DNA binding.
AUGAACCUCAUAGCCCAAGAUCCAACAGACAUGAACCUCAGCGACACACUCUUCCAAGGACAUUGGAAGCAAUGGUGGGCUGGAGAUGCAGCCUUCCUUGAAACAUUCAAUACGGCAGCCCCGAACGUCUACGUACAAGAAGAACAGCUUCAAUAUGGCGCUUACGCCUACGACAGAGACACCUCGAUGCACUGGACAUCGCCUACGACCUCAAUGUACAGCUAUCCCCUUCCCUCCCCAUCUUCCAAGGCUACCAGCAUCGACAUCGCGACCGGUGACUCUGAGAGCCGUCUUGGCUCUUUAUUAACUCAAACCGACAAACGCAAGGGGAACAUGACUCGAUCUACAGCAGCCUCAAAUGCACCAAAACGCGCCUUAUCUCGAAAAAGAACCAAGUUGGAAGCCACAGAAAAGCCCAAAGCCUGCAGAAGUAAAUCCAAGCCAGCUCCCCAGUCCCAAUCUGUAAGGACGCCAUCUCCCGAGCCAAACAAAGAAGUCGAUGAAGACAGCAAGAAAGUUCAGGAGAGGAACCGCAUCGCCUCCAACAAAUUCCGCUUCAAGAAGCGCGAAGCCGCAAAGAGACUUCGGGCCGAAGAACAAGAUAUGGAGCGAGCAAACCGCGACUUGUCGAGCUGUGUAUUCGACCUGACGAUGGAAGUUUACGAUCUGAAGAUGAGGCUUUUACAACACACGGACUGCGAUUGUUACUUGAUUCAAGAUUACAUUGCGAAUGAAGCGCAUCGAUACAGUCAAGACUUGGGCGAUGGAAAACAAACCCCGGCGACGCCUUCUUAUACCCUCAUCAACUUCUCUAACGCCACCAAUGAACUCCUCCUGAGCGAAUCUCUAUUGCAAUCGCAAGAAACUACAAUGACGAUUACGGACGAAAACUAA